Messenger RNA from Penicillium samsonianum, 1509 nucleotides. RefSeq lists its product as uncharacterized. NCBI's taxonomy places the organism in Eukaryota, Fungi, Ascomycota, Eurotiomycetes, Eurotiales, Aspergillaceae. The record is from RefSeq and is a predicted model, not a curated record. Gene Ontology annotation, biological process: transmembrane transport. The transcript is spliced from 5 exons. Gene Ontology annotation, molecular function: transmembrane transporter activity. The coding region runs from base 1 to 1509 and encodes 502 amino acids.
AUGCUCAUCCCUACUACCCAAACCCGAUUAGAGGUAAACCGCGCCCUCGAAAUCCAAGGUUUGAAGCGCACUGGAGAUGAGAAGAAUCUCGUGGGUUGGGCUGCCAUGAACCCGCGUCAUCCGCAGAAUUGGAGCAGUUCAAGGAAGGCAUAUGAUGUUACAAUUAUCAUCUUCUUAGAAUUCUAUACGACUGCAGUCAGCACAUCAGGGGCUACAGCUGCUAGAAAUGCACAGGAGCGCUUCGGAAUUGACGAGACGCUGUCCGUGUUCCUAUACAUAUCGACAUAUCUUCUCGCGCAAGGUAUUGGUAGCAUAGUAUUGCCUCCUUACUCUGAAUGCUACGGUCGAAAAAACCUGUAUGUGGGCAGCACUGCAGUGUACAGUAUAUUCUGCGCGCUUAUUUCGGUGUCGGAGUUGCCUGCUGCAGGAGCUAUAGGGCGGCUCAUCACAGGAUUUUUGUCUGCGGUCCCCAGCGCGGUUAUCAAUGGCAGCAUGCAGGAUAUGUUUGACACGAGGGAGCUUAUAUGGAUUACGCUGCCGUACAUGGCUAUGGCAAAUUUGGGUAUCGCAAUGGGACCGGUGAUGAGCGCAUAUAUCACGGCUGCUUGGGGGUGGCAAUGGGUUUUCUACGUGGCUGCCAUAGUCACCGGAAUUUUAGCCAUCUUGCUGCUCACGAUUCGUGAAUCCCGCCCAACAGUUCUGCUAACACAGGAAGUUCGACACCUGCGUCGCAUCACUGGUGAUCAUUCACUCCAAGCACUGAACCCAGACCGAGUCCCAGACAUCCGGUCGUUCGCACGAAAUUUCGCCUUCCGACCAGCCCAGCUCCUCUUUACCGAGCCCAUCAUCGCAGCAGUCUCAAUCGUGUGCGGCAUCUCCACUGGACUUAUCUACCUGUUCACAGACAUCCUGCCCGGGGUUUAUAAAUCGUUCGGUCUCACAUCCACGCAAGCCAGUCUCCCCUUCCUGGCCCUCGGCUUCGGGUUCCUUCCCAACAUCGGUACCCGCUUCCUAGAGUACCGCAAAACAGCACGCCGGCGCCAGCGUGGCGAACCCGUUAUCCCCGAGCACAAACUAACCGGGUAUAUUAUUGCUGCACCAGUGCUUAUGAUCGCAUUAUGGUGGUUCGCGUGGACGAUCCCACCCGCCGUGCAUGUGCAUUACUUCGCAUCCGUGGUGCCGUUAUUCCUGACCGGGUUCGCGAUCAACGAGUUCGGCAUUGUGCUGGUGGGGUACAUGUCGGACAGCUAUCGGUCGUACUCGGCUAGUGGGUUUGCGGCGCUAGGUCUGGUACGCUGUGUGUUGGCCGCUUCGUUUCCGUUGUUUUCUGGGCGGAUGUUUAGUGAGCUGGGACCGAAUGGAGCGAUGUGUGUUCUGGCUGGUUUGGCCACUGGGUUUUGUAUCUUGUCGCCUGUACUGAGGAUAUAUGGGGAACGUCUGAGGAAGGCGAGCAAAUUUGCUGCGCACUGCGUGGAUGUUGAUGCGGAGAAUACAUUCGAGCGGACAUGA